Molecule: messenger RNA, 1023 nt
Organism: Penicillium canescens
Lineage: Eukaryota; Fungi; Ascomycota; Eurotiomycetes; Eurotiales; Aspergillaceae
Product: zinc-dependent alcohol dehydrogenase
Exons: 7
Coding region: 1-1023 (340 amino acids)
Molecular function (GO): zinc ion binding; oxidoreductase activity
Source: RefSeq, a predicted model, not a curated record
AUGAAGAUGCCUCAAGUCCCAGAGAGACAAUGGGCCCAGGUUUUUGAGACCAAUGGUGCAGCGUUGCAGUUUCGCCAAGUUCCUGUACCUGUACCUGGUCCUGCUGAGCUCUUGGUGAAUAUCAAGUACUCCGGCGUUUGUCACUCGGAUCUGCAAGCUUGGAAAGGGGGCUGGCCACUUGCCUGCAAGAAACGACUCAUCGGUGGUCACGAGGGCGUAGGAAUAGUCGUCGCUACAGGUGAAGGGGUCAAAGAAAUUGGCGUGGGUGAUCAUGUUGGCAUACAGUGGAUCAACAGCAUCUGCGGUUCUUGUGUCUCAUGCAUCUCCGGAGAUCAGAGAUCUUGUACCAACCCUCAGUUUUCUGGAUACACUAAGGACGGCACAUUCCAAGAAUAUGCAGUCUGUAAGGAGUCCUGUGCAGUUAGGAUUCCUCGGGAAGCGCCUUUAGACACUAUUGCUCCAAUCCUCUGCGCUGGAGUUACCGUCUAUCGUGCUCUUAAAGAGACUGGUGCCCAGCCAGGUCAGAUUAUUGCCAUAGCUGGGGCAGGCGGAGGGCUCGGCACCCUUGCUUGCCAAUAUGCAAAAGCGCUUGGAUUCCGGGUACUUGCACUUUCAAGUGGGGAUGGCAAGAGACGGCAUUGUGCAAAUCUAGGUGUGGAUUACUUCGUUGACUAUAAAACUUCUAAAAAUCUCCCCCAUGAGAUUCAAGGGCUCACCGAUGGAGGGCCCCAUGCUGUUGUGGUCGUCUCUUCGGACGACCGUCCCAUCCACCAGGCUAUUGAGUAUGUCAGAGCUCGGGGAACGAUUGUGUUGGUUGGCUUACCACCAGGAGCCGUCAUCAGAGCGGAUCUUUUUUCCGUCAUCUUUCGGAUGAUCACCAUCAAAGGAUCUUAUGUUGGGACCAGAGAGGAUACUGAAGAGGCACUAGAAUUUUUCGUCCGCAACGACAUGGCUAUGCAUUGUCAGAUCAUGGAGCUUGAGCAAUUACCUCAAGUUUAUGAUUUGAUGGAACAAGGUAAAUAG